CAGAUCAGACGCGCGAGCGCUUGUAACAUUAUCACUUAUUCAGUGUUUUCAACCAUAUAAUGCUUAUUUCAGAUUUCAGACAUUUAAAUACACAUAAGUACUAGCAAAGCCAUACAUUUAUAGUUUGUAAAAUAUGCACUGAUGUCUAUGGAAGCAGCAAUAAUGAUCCUUACAAAUAUAAUCUGACGACAUGUUUUUAUUGAUAUCAUAUACAGAUUGUGUAGAUACUUUAAAGUUUACUCUGCUCCUCUCCCAGUUUACUGGAGACUUACUUUAACGUGUUUCGGGAGGAGAGGAUUAAUUUACGUGUUGUAAAUCCCACAGCUGGAUUCAGCGCGAGCAAACAUGGCGGCGCCCAUCACCCGGUAUAGAUCAACUAACACGAUCAUUAUAAACGUGUUUAAACAACCAAACACAUUUACUUGCAUAUAUUUCAGAAUCGGAAUAUCAGAUAUUUAAUAAUAUAGCGAGUAUGUUUGUGAAUAUUAAUAAUAAAAAAAGUAAAAACGAAAUAAAAGCAAUCCAUGUGUCAUACAGCGCUAUUACGGCUGCGGUGUGUCACAUGACAAGCAUGACGCGUCGCCAUGGAAACAAUAAGGCUAUAAGUUCUAAAAUAACGGUCGCCUAAAAAAACUCACGCCGGGGGCUCAGAUAGAAUAUUUUAAACUCAGGUGUGAAAGGGUUAAUUAAGUUUGCCUUGUUUUUUAUCGUUUUCUGGGGAUUUUGCUUUAAGGGGAAGGGAGUUUGGUAGAGGAUUUGAGAUGUCUUCUAAAUUUAAUUUGGAGGAUUUUGCAAUUCAACCUUCGGCGCAACAAUUGGAAAAAUGUCGUAAAGAUGACUUAUUUGCAGUCGCGGAUUUGUAUCAGAUCAGGGUGUCUCGGAGUGCAUUAAAGAGGGAGGUUAAGGAAGUGGUGCUGAAGCAUAUGGUGGAAAAUGGGAUCCUGCCAGAGGAGGGCGAGCUAGCGGGUGUUGCAGAUCGUAUAUUGAGUUCCGGGGAUGAGGGAGCAGAUCAGACCAAACCCCAGGAACUGAUUAGCAUAGAUCCCGCUGUGCUGCCGUCCCCACAGGACCCAUUGUUGAAUAUUCAAUUAAAGCAGCUUGAGUUGGAACUGAGCCGGCAGCAGUAUCAAAGUCAACUGUUGCAGGUUAAAACAGUUGAGCUUGAAACCCAGCGCGCAAUUCGUUUGAAAGAGCUGGAGCUCGAGAUUAAAACUAAAGUUCCUAACAAGCCUCCGAAUACAGGUCCAUAUGGAGCUAGUACACCUAUGUCAUCUUCAACCAGCACUUCCACUCCCGGUUCGACUUCUGACCCUGUGCCUCGACGCGAUCUGCAAUCUUCCUGUAAAGAAAUCCUGAACGAGGGUCAAAGGUUCAGAUGAAGGGAUCCUACGCUUCCAAGACUCAUGUAUGAACAACUUCAAGAAUCCAUGUACAAUUUGAGGGUUUUUCAAAUCUCAACAUGGAACUUGGACUGAACAUGCAGCAAAAAAAAGAAAAAGAAAAAAAAAAGUUUCCUCAAGCUGGCACAUGGCAAGAGAUAUUAAAAGCACACAAACACUUGGAGCUCUGCUCUUAAUUUAGAUUGUACAGUUCUGUUAGUUUCACAUUGAAAUGUGAGGCAUGAGUGCAUGGAUCUUAGUUAUUUAUUUUCAAAUGCUGUACAUGAAAGUUUUUUUUGCAGUACCAUGUCAGUUGUAGAUGACAGAAUUCACAUUUUUGGGUGAACUGUUCUUUUAAACAACAUUUCACUUGACUAUUGACUAUAAGUCUAUAGCAAUUGUUAUUAAUGUCAGCCCUGUCUUUGUAUACAUUUUUUCCCAUGUAUCUGAAAAAGUUUUGAAUCUUGACUGUUUCACAGUGAAGUUUAUCUUUGUGACCACUAUUUGGUGCAACACCAAUAAUGUGCAAGUAC
This is a messenger RNA of Onychostoma macrolepis, 1912 nucleotides long. RefSeq lists its product as uncharacterized. NCBI's taxonomy places the organism in Eukaryota, Metazoa, Chordata, Actinopteri, Cypriniformes, Cyprinidae. The coding region runs from base 762 to 1379 and encodes 205 amino acids. The record is from RefSeq and is a predicted model, not a curated record. The transcript is spliced from 2 exons.